Molecule: messenger RNA, 1350 nt
Organism: Orbilia oligospora ATCC 24927
Lineage: Eukaryota; Fungi; Ascomycota; Orbiliomycetes; Orbiliales; Orbiliaceae
Exons: 2
Coding region: 1-1350 (449 amino acids)
Source: RefSeq, a predicted model, not a curated record
AUGGAUUAUGCAUAUAGGGCACCUAGAGAAUCUCGCUAUGCGGUACCGCUGAGAAUCAGCGCCGCCUCGAACGGCUUGCAGUUCUCGCAUCAUUUCAACAGCUCAUAUGGAGGGCGAUAUCAAAGUCCAAGGCUGCUUAGCACGCAGUAUUAUUCAGAUGCACCUGCUGGGCCCCGAUUCGAUGGGAGACCCGCGAAGAAGCAGCAAACCGCGGUGCUAACGCCAGUAGAUCCUAAUAAGGGCGCGGCAAGGCCAACUGUACCCGUUCUGCGACGGACGGUCUCAAGCCUCGUCCCACCAGAUGUUCCUUUAAAACCUCUUGCAAAAUCCAAGGCCAAAAAUGAAGCCACGAGUAAGCUCAGACCGACAGGGAAAUCUAUGGCAGCAGCUAUGAAAGCCGCGCAUAGAUUGAGUUCUUCAGGUGCUUCGAUUCACUCCACAACCUCGAGUUUUCGUUCGAGGAAGCGGAAGUAUUAUCAAGUUGCUUGCUUGACUUCCAUGCCCUGCGAAAUUCUCGAUGAGAUAUUCUGUCACCUUGAUCAGAAGACUCUCCAUGCCAUUCUUCUUUCCAACAAGUAUCUUGCUGACUCUGCGGCGCCAGCACUUUACGCCGCACCAACCUUCGCGAGUACUUAUCGCUUUGCACAAUUUGUUUCUUUGAUAACUCAUAACGCACCUUUGGCAAAUUUGGUCCGCGAGUUAGAUCUAUCGAAUAUCCCUUCCGAAGUGCCAGAGGAUAUGCCGUUAGCUGGGUGGAGAGACUGGAAGUAUAGAACUGAUCCGCUGCACACGAUAAGGAGAGAGGAUAACUUCAGAUUGAGGAAAGGAGUGAAGGUCGUUGCGCCGCCUACACCACCGAAGGGGGUACAUCCGCUACCAUCGCCAUUUUUAACGCAGUAUCACACUUGUAGAGAUGUGCCAUUUGGAGCUUUGUUGCAUAUCAUUGUUGCUUGCCAAAGACUGAGGAAAGUUGAUAUCUCAAAUGUUCCAAUAGCAGAUGAUUAUGCCGUCCUUUCACCAGCAGCCAGGUAUUCGAAAUAUAGGCCCACUGCAUUCACAAACCUCCUGUUUGUAUCGGAUGUACCAAAGGCAUAUACCUGGAGACCAGACGAGACGAAAGCGAUCAAUGCGGCCGUGGAUGUUGUCGACGCAGUUUUGAAGCUCAAGAAUCUGGAAUACUUUGGAGCUAGACACGGUGUCUGGGUAACUAGUGCCGCCGCAAAUAAACUAGUGACCGGGUACCCUAAAAUCGAAUGGGAUUUUAGAGAUUGUGGCGGGUACAAAGGCGAGAAAUGGGCUACGGAGGGAACGAGUGAAGAGAUAUAUUCUCUCCUGAACACAACCGAGUAG